CGUCGACUUCAUCCUUCCUCCCCAAGGCAAAUCUUCAUCGUCUCCAACCCAGAUUUUCCCCGUCAACUCUCGUAUCUAGGGCACCAAGCUACCCUUUUCCUCCACCCACCCCCCCUCUUCAAGCUUUUCCCAUCCCACCUGCUUCAAGGAAAUUUCAAGUACAGGCGGUCUUAAGCUCCCCUGAGUCCUUGUCUCAACGCACAAACCGGUCAAGACUUCCCCGCGCGCAACCUCCCCCGUUCAAUUCCACCCCCUCACAUCCAAGCUCGUUGCGUCUUUUACCGUCAAGAUGUCUGCUGCCGUCGAAAACACCGCCGACAAUGUCGCCUCUGUCCCUGCUACUACCUCCCCCGAGGCUACCAACGGCACUGCUCCCGCCCCUGCACAGUCUACCGAUGCUGCCGCGGCCAGUGCUGAUGAAGGACGUCGGUUGUACAUUGGGAACCUCGCUUAUGCGACCACUGAGGGGGAGCUGAAGGAGUUUUUCAAGAACUACACGAUUGAGAGCGUCUCCAUCCCCGUGAACCCUCGCACCAACCGCCCCGUUGGAUACGCCUUCGUGGAUCUCGCCACUGCCAACGAGGCCACCGCUGCUAUCGAAGAACUGUCUGGAAAAGAAAUCCUCCAGCGCAAGGUCUCUGUCCAGCUUGCCCGCAAGCCCGAGCCCGCCGAGGCUAAGGCUGAGGGUGCCGCAAGUGGCGGUGAGGGUGCCAGCGGUAACGAGGGCCGCAAGAGGGCUGGUGGUCGUGGUCGUGGCCGCGGUCGCGGUCGUGCUCGUGGAGGCCGCCUGCCCCGUGCUGGUCGCUCUCAGGCCCCCGCUCCGAACGGCCAGGACACCACUGAGCCUGCUACCAUCCCCGAUGAGGCUGCUCCUCUGGCCGAGGUCACUGACCAGAACGAGACCGUUGCUUCCGGUGAGGCUGGCAAGCAGGCUGGUAAGCCCCGUGCUCCUCGUCCCCAGAAGCAGCGCGGUCCUCCCGAGGAUGGUAUCCCCUCCAAGACCAAGGUCAUGGUGGCUAACCUCCCUUAUGACCUGACCGAGGACAAGCUUAAGGAGAUCUUUGCCGACUACCAGCCUGUUUCCGCCAAGAUCGCCCUUCGCCCUAUCCCCCGCUUCAUGAUCAAGAAGCUCCAGGCCCGGAACGAGCGCCGCAAGGGUCGUGGUUUCGGAUUCGUUACCCUGGGCUCCGAGGAGCUCCAGGACAAGGCCGUUCAGGAGAUGAACGGCAAGGAGAUUGAGGGCCGUGAGAUUGCCGUCAAGGUUGCCAUCGACAGCCCCGGCAAGGAGGACGACGCUGUUGCUCCGGCCGAGAAGACUGAGGAGGAAGUGACCGAGGCUCCGGCGCAGGAGAACGCUGCUCCCGCCGCUGCCUGAAUGACAAGCUCGUUCUUUGCCUGAACGAAGAACCCCCGUGGAAACUCGGGGGUUGGAGGAGAAGUCGGGACCCGUCAUCUGGAUGGUUUUUAUAGUGGGCGUCGUCAGGAGGCCAUUUUCUUUUCCGGUCGGGGAGAAAGGCGCAAGAGCAGAAAGGAAAAGUUCAAAAGCCAAAAGCCUUUUACUAUUCUUCCUGUUUGAUCUGGUCCUGGGGUUCUUUAUAUCUUGUAUACGGAUGCCCGAAAGGGAUUCGUACUGGAGAGAUGAAAAUGCGUAAUGUGUUGUGUGACGGACCUGACCCUUGCUCACGAAUCUGCCAUUCUGCUACACUGUAUCUUAGCAAUAUUUAUUUAGCUUAUGAUUAGCCACAAGCUGGGCUUGUAGUUGUGCCG
Aspergillus sclerotioniger CBS 115572 is the source of this 1767-nucleotide messenger RNA. RefSeq names its product RNA recognition motif domain-containing protein. Gene Ontology annotation, molecular function: mRNA binding. Bases 290 to 1375 code for a protein of 361 amino acids. The transcript is spliced from 4 exons. Gene Ontology annotation, cellular component: cytosol. Lineage: Eukaryota; Fungi; Ascomycota; Eurotiomycetes; Eurotiales; Aspergillaceae. The record is from RefSeq and is a predicted model, not a curated record.